AUGUUCGAGACUCUAGCACCAAAACUGAAUGGCGGAAAGCUCCCAUCCAGGCAAGGCGCUGCAGACAAUUCGAGCAACAGCAACCAGAUCAGUUCUACUAAUCACAUCAGCAACAGUACUGGAUCGAACAGCAAUCAUGGAAUGAGAUUAGACUUUCAACGCGCAGGAGCAGAAGGACAACGAGGCGUGAACAAGGCACCAGAUACGUUAAUACGAAUUCCUUCAGACGGGGAUAUUUCAUUCGGUCCCGAUGAUUUCUUGCUGGGAAGCGAUGAGCUAGUGGAUCUGAUGCACGAGUUGGAUGAAAGCAAGGAAACUGAAGAAGGACUUUCUUUGAGCUGGUCACCGACACCACCCAAGGCCGCAGUGGUAGCGAGUCCACCAGCAUCCUCCUCGCAACGAUCACAAACCAGCACAUUAUCUCAAUCCGUGUCGACUCCUAAAACUGUCAAUACAGCAUCUCAGAAAUAUGCAAACCCAUCGGGACAGUCUGCUGUGAACGAGCGAAUAACAUUGUCAACACAAAGUUCACCAACUCGAUCCAAACUCCCAGCUCCCGAACCAUCUGAAAAGUCCCGGGUCACCGUCAGCACUGCACGGACGUCUAUUACAACAUCCACUACCACCGCUACCUCGAGGAUCAUAGUGUCAAAUUCUCAGGGGAAUUCAAGUAGCCGUCCAGAGGAACAUGAUACGAUUGAUCAUCGUAAUGGACAGAGCCAAAGGCAGUCAUAUCUUGUUAGGGGCAUCAAGGAUCAGGAACGACGAAGUUUUUUACGCAGCAACAGCUCACCUUCAGCGGGAAGUUUUUCGUCGGCUGCUCAGACUCGCAACAAACGACGACUCCCUGGACCAGCUGGAAAUUUGCCGGAAUUGAGUCCAGAGGAAAAAGCACAAUUGUUUCAAUCGCGCGGAGCCUCUUUAAUAAGAGGUAAUCGCAUCCCGAGAGUCGGUAGCACUAGUCCCAAUUCUUCCAUCAAGAAGAAGAUGAAGGCUGUCUAUCAAGGGCCCAUCGACAGUAUGUUUUUAGGCGGAGCAUGGGAGGAUAUGAUUAAGGCAUACGGACUACCCAAUUAUAAACCCUCGACACUGUCAAUAUAUAAAGGCACAGCACCGAUGAUUGAAAUUACAUUAUCAGAUAUAGAGAGUCGCAAGGAACUUCAUCGUGGUAAGGUUCCAUACCUCCUUGCCAUGAUCAAGGAUUUCACAUUAUCGGAGAUCGACGCCGCAGUGACCUUGUUGGAUCCAUCAGGCGAGAUGCGAGGAACGGUUCACAUCACCGUACUCGAGCAAUACAAGAACAACGAAAUCAGGAUCGGGACGGCUUUGGCCCUAAAAAACGUUUCUAUCUUCUCGCCCACACCAAUAUCGCACUACAUCAUCAUUACUCCACGAAACAUUGUCCGCAUCUUCCAGCCCCACCCUCCAACGAUCAUUCUAUCCCAAGGAUCUUCACAAGACAGGCUGUCGCAAAAAAAAAGGAAAUUGACCCUGAACAGUCAGGAUUCCCAUGAUGGAGAUACCGCGAGUGGCCCGCGUUCUCAGGAUGUGAAUACCAGUGUCCCGUCAUUGAGACCAGCCGAGCACGGAGAACGCUCAAACAGCAACACAUCAACGGCAUCAUCGAAGGAUUCUGGCAGCUCGAGUGCGAAUGUCAAGCGGAGAAGAAGUUGCUCGCCUGCCAAGGGAGACAUCUUAGACGACAAUGAGGCAGCCCUGCUGUCUUACACACCCCAAUCUGUCAUAAACACAAAACCUGCACUACUGAGGCUGUCAAAUACGACGGCUAGGGACGGUACUUCGGAGGAAAUUGAUACCAAGAGCACAAACUCAACGCAGCAGACUCAAGAGGUUCAGUUUCAAAGUUUACAUCAGACUCUUGGUGGAGCGAACGUUGCCAAGGAUGGACGGACUCAAACGAUUGAUGUUGACUCCACACCACUGAUUACAUUGGGUACCAUGACACCGAGCCCUGCUGGGGCAAGCCCUGCAAACAGAGCCAGCAGAAGUAAUUUGUCUUCCUUUGCAGCUCCCGCUUUUCUUCGGAAGCGAUCGUCGACAGUGAGCCAGAGAUCAAGUAGUGCACGGUCUGGAUCGGAUUCGGGAGCAGGAUUGUCUUCAAACCAACUGUCGGUGGAUGUGACAUCAUCGCCAGAAUCAGCAAGAGUGCAGCUCUCUCGUGCCUCGGAUGCGUUCAGCUCGUCGGAUUGGCCCGAUGACUUUGAAGUAGAUUUUGCAGAUGUAAGCUAUGGAACAAUUGAUCUGAGCACCACAGAGGAACCCAAAGGAGCUGAUAGGAUGGGGGAAUCAAGGCCUGGUUCUUUCGCGGCAUCAGCACCAACCUUUCGACGACCUGCCAACGACGACGAUGAUGGUGAAGACGACCUGAGUAAUCUUUUGGAAGGGCUGGACGAGACCGAGCUUUACGAUCUCUAA
Molecule: messenger RNA, 2436 nt
Organism: Gamsiella multidivaricata
Lineage: Eukaryota; Fungi; Mortierellomycota; Mortierellomycetes; Mortierellales; Mortierellaceae
Exons: 5
Coding region: 1-2436 (811 amino acids)
Biological process (GO): recombinational repair
Source: RefSeq, a predicted model, not a curated record